AUCACACUCCUCCUUCAGUCCUUCCAGCCACGCACACACUGGCAGGGCAGCUGUCUGCAUUGGGUUGUACAGUAGCCUAUGCUGCCUGGGAUUGUUUUGAAACUACCUUUCCUUAAAGUCUGGCAUCGGACGGUGAACGAGGGAGAAAGAGAGAGUCCGAGAAGAGACGAGACGAGAUUUGUUUUGGUAAUCUUCUUACUGUGUAGCCGGAGGACAGAGAUGAUGGGGACCAAAGUGUGGAUUGCGCUUUGUGCGCUGCUACUCAUUAACUCGGGAUCCGCUGAUCAAAAUGGUGAAUUUGCUGCUGACUCCUCUGCUCCAAAAAGUGCUUCUAGUAGUCAGGCGGCUCCGACGGCUCCAGAGUCUGUACCCGGUUCUACCGUGGACCCCAUCAGUUCUACCACACUUUCCAAACCAAGUUCAAGAGACACCAGCUGUUUGAGCAGCAACACGACUACAAAAGGGGAAACCAUCUCUGCGACACCCGAACCAAAGAGAGUUAACGAUACCAAGACCCACUCUCCCUCAGAGGCUGCCCUUCCUGAAACCAAUGUGACUAUACAGCCUUCAGUCCCUCCUGAGAGCCACGCCCCGGCCACUGACACCCCCCUUACCCCCACCGCCGCCGUCCCCGCACCCACAACUCACCCUACCACUGUGGACACACCGACCACCACGCCACCCACAACACAUCCUGCUGCACUUCCACCUGACUCCAGUACCCCAUCAAACCAGCCCACUCACAACGUAACACACCCAUCCACUCCUGUCCCAACGCCAAAGCCUGAAACUACCACGACCACUGUCGUCGCCCAGGCCAGUUCAACAUCCAGCACCAGCUCCUCUCAAAAGCCCCCGAAUUCUGAGUCGCCGACGCUGACAUCUCCACGACACACUUCGCAGUCCGACGGGCAUCCUGAGACCUCCAGCGAAGCCCACCUAAAGUCCACCAUCAACCCGCCGAGCAGCCCCUCCGCGCAGGCCAAUCCCCGUGCUGAAACCCCCUCCCAGCUCAACGUUGGGGGAGACCCGACGAUGGUCCAUGACUCGCCCACAUUAGACCCCCUCCUGGCUGGCCUGGUGUCAGCCUUCAUCAUCACUGCUGUCAUCAUCACUCUGCUCCUCUUCCUCAAACUGCGCCAGAGAGACAACAGACCAGAGUUCCGCAGGCUGCAGGACCUACCUAUGGACGAUAUGAUGGAGGACACACCCUUGUCCAUGUACAGCUACUGAUGGAGGCAUGACUGAAAAAUGUUGGCGACCAAAUACUCUCCUUGAAUCCAGGCUGAUGCUGCAGCGGUUGCCGAACUUUCCUUAAUCUGCACCAAACAGAAAGAAUCCUGGGUAGGUGUGAGCAAACAUCUGGAUCGCUUCCAUUUUCCUAGCUCCCACUGACAUGUAGGAAAAAGGACAUGACUGAAUGGACAAUAAAGAUAUGGCCCAUGUUGGGGUCGUUUUCUUUUUUGCAAAAGUCCAUUUUGGUGCCUGUAAUUACAAAUUAGGCCCACGCCUCUGUUGAAUACUGUAUGCUUAAUAUUUUUCAGCCCAUGUUUUGGGGUGUGGGAGUUGUAUAAUAUAUUUGGAUUUCCCUAGCGUUGAAAAGGGUCGGUUUGAAACACACCUGGACACAGAUUCAGCCUGUCCUGCUAGACUCUUACCUGAGGGCACUCGUCUAAUUAGUGUUAAAAAGUCUGGCACCCUAAGAGGCCAGAUAAAAGAAAUGAACAUAAGAAAUGGCCUGAUUAUAGUGUUAAAAAAGUUGCACUUUACUUUUUCAGCAGUGGAAAGAAAUGGACAAAUAUGUUUGUGUAUGAGAAAAAGUUUUGCGUGCAUACGUAAGUGCAGGCAUAGCAGUGUGUACGUUUGUAGGUGUGUGUGAGUCUGUUAAAGAAAGGUGCAUGUGUGGAUUUUUGAAGGCAUGGCAGGAGAUAUGUAAGUGUUUUCUCUUUUUUUCUGUUUCUGUGUUGAAGGUCCUGCUGCCUCUUGGCCUGAUUUUGAUAUGUGCAGUGUGUGUUUUUUGUUUCUUUCCUGGAGUUUCAUGUCCAGGAGAGAGUGCCUUACACAGUAUAGGAACAGCUCUUAUUGUAUACUGUAUUUAUAUAUUCAAACCAACUAACUCCCAGAUUUACAAGUCAUUCCCGGUGCUUUGUGCGAUACCCAUUUAAACACACUCAGGGCCAGGGAGCUGCUCUGACUUGCCCCUGUUUGAACACUAGCCUUGAGCGUGUUCACCAUUAGGCUCUCAUUCAUACAAUGACAGUUGCAGACUAAAAUUGGCCAGUGGCCUUUCCACACAAAGUUGGCAUUGUCCUGUGCGUUGUAAAUACUACUGAUUGCAUCAUGCAAAGACAACUUUAUGAAACUCUUCAUCUUAGUUCUUGCUUUCGUGUUCACCAGUCACAAAACACACAAACCUAUUGAAGAUGUUACAUGGACUGACCUGACAGCACCUUGUUCUCUCACAAGGCACGUUCACAAAUAUCCCGUUGAUUAUGCUGUGCAUUAGCCUCGCUGUGUAUUUGCUCUGCAAACGUGCAGGAGAAUCGGAGUGGAAAUGAGAUACGUACAUGAUGAAAGGAAAAACCCACGUCAAUAGAAAUCAAUUGUGUCUUGUGUUUACUAUAUAUGCCAUGAAUAACAGAUGGGUGACAAAUUGAAGGGAAAUCAGCAUAAAAUGUCUUAGUAAGGCGUUGGGCCACAAAGUGAGAGUCUUCAGAGGGCUUCAUUGCAUAUUAUAUAAGUCUCUACUGGAGGGAUAAACACCUAAAGUUAUUCCCUUUUUUGAGGUUUUGAACCCACGUUUUUUCCUUUUGUCACCCGUCUGUACAUCCAGUUCUAAAUUAAUACACUUGAGAUUUCUGAUAUUACUGUUAAAAAUUGUAAGUAUCCUGAAUGCAUAAUGAGGCUUUGCUGGCAGAUGUGGAAUAUUGACUGUUGGGUGUUUUAUGAUUAAAAGUAUUUUGAAACCAUC
Molecule: messenger RNA, 2971 nt
Organism: Perca fluviatilis (European perch)
Lineage: Eukaryota; Metazoa; Chordata; Actinopteri; Perciformes; Percidae
Product: mucin-5AC-like
Exons: 5
Coding region: 79-1233 (384 amino acids)
Source: RefSeq, a predicted model, not a curated record